GACAAUGGCGCAUGUCGAGCAAUUAAAGCAGCUCAUCGGGGUCACGUUGGUUGCGAAGCUACCAAACGAAUUUUACGGGAGUUUUUCUGGUGGCCGAAUAUGGCAAAACAAGCAGCUCUAUUCGUAUCUAAUUGCGAAAUAUGCCUGGUUAUAUCUAAAAGGAAUCCUCCUAUACCUCUUUCCAGUAGACAACUUCCAGAUGGACCAUGGGAAAUUUUACAAAUUGACUUUUUGUCCUUACAUGGCUACGGAUCCGGUGAAUUUCUCUUAACCGUAGACACCUACUCCCGUUAUUUACAUGUUUCUGAAAUGAAACAAACUGAUGCCAGAAGUACUAAUGCUGCCCUUUGUAGAGUAUUUUCAGUUUGGGGGCUACCCCUCAUCAUACAGAGCGACAACGGACCUCCUUUCCAGGGAUCAGAAUUCAUCGAAUAUUGGGAAAGUAAAGGAGUGAAAGUCCGGAAAUCGAUCCCUUUAAGCGCGCAAUCCAACGGAGCCAUCGAAAGGCAAAACCAAGGAGUUAUUAAAGCCUUGGCAGCGGCAAAACAAGAAGGUAGGCCCUGGAGAAUGGCGUUAGACGAGUACAUCCACGCUCACAACACACGGAAGCACCAUUCACGGUUAGGAGUGACGCCGUUCGAGCUGUUAGUCGGUUGGCGAUAUAGAGGAACAUUUCCGUGUUUAUGGAACUGGAAAAACAAAUUAGACAGAAAUACGGUCCGAGAAAAUGAUGCGUUUUCAAAACUGGUUAGCAAGCAGUUUGCUGAUAGUCGUCGAGGAGCGAAGGAAAGUAACAUAAUGGUAGGCGAUAUCGUAUUGACUACUGUUUUACAAAGAUCUAAGACAGAUCCUACUUUUUCGAAGGAGAGGUUCACAGUGUUAGCAAGGGAGGGAGCAAAAAUCGUUUUAAUUAAUGGGAAAGGUGAGAAGUUAACUAGAAACAUACAAGAUGUAAAAAGGGUCCCCAAUGGGGCAACAGAACAAUCAAUUGAGGAGGAAUUAGUAGAUCCAAUUGAAACUACAGAAAUCGAUUAUAGCGAGAGUGAUCAUUUAAAAAGACCCAAAAGAAUCAUACAAGUCCCUAAGAAAUACAAAGACUCAAUUAUGUAUCAUAUUUGCUACCAAGAGUAGGGGUGAUGGAAGAUGUAGGGAUCAAGAGUGAGAGAGAGAAGUUUAGCGAAAUCAGAGAGAGCGAAAAUAUUGAAACAUGCAAAAAUGAGGAUAAGAGAGGAGAGAUUGGACGAAAGCAGAGAUAGAGAUGAAGAAGGCGCGUGGAAAAGGAGACGGACGUCUACCGGUAGUUAGCGGUAGCUGGGAUCAAGAGAGAGUGAACUCCGAGAGUGAAUCGAGAGAGAGAGAGUGUGAGAGAGGGAUAGAUCGUGAGAUCAGGGAGAGAAGACAAGUCAGGCGACAGGGAGAAAUAAAGGAGCCUCGGGUCAGUCUUGUGGUUGAUCGCAAAGAGAUCGGUUGAGCGUGAAACAACAACAACAAAAAAAAAGAAAUUGAAAAAAAAAAAAAA
Molecule: messenger RNA, 1519 nt
Organism: Anopheles arabiensis
Lineage: Eukaryota; Metazoa; Arthropoda; Insecta; Diptera; Culicidae
Exons: 2
Coding region: 100-1131 (343 amino acids)
Biological process (GO): DNA integration
Molecular function (GO): nucleic acid binding
Source: RefSeq, a predicted model, not a curated record